AUGGGGCAAAAGCUUGAUGAAACUAACACCAUUUCUUGCUUUGAUUUCCUUUCAUUUCAGUCUCUACAAAAAAUCAAUUCUUUCAAAGAGAAAUUCAAACACUAUUUUUCUUCUUUAUUUCGAAAAUCUCCUAAGUCUUCUACCAACCAUACUCAGGAUGAUGAUAAAGAUGAGGCCUCAAGAAAGAGCAGUAGCAGUUCUCAAGUUUCUGAAGAAUUGUAUGAACAGCAUUCUCCAACAACUUCCAAUUUCAAUGAUCAUUCUACUUUCAUUUCUCCUCAGUUGAAUCAAUUUUUUGACUCUUGCCUCCCUAAUAUAACAAAAGGCUGUCAGAGGGUCCUACUUUACAGUUCCAUCAAACAUGGCAUAUCACUUAGGACACUUCUUCGCAACAGUGCCAAACUUUCUGGUCCUGCUUUGCUGAUUGUUGGAGAUAGAGAAGGUGCUGUGUUUGGUGGGCUGGUAGAUUGCCCCUUGCAACCUACUUUCAAGAGAAAAUAUCAAGGGACAAAUCAAACUUUUGUAUUUACAACUAUGUAUGGUCAACCAAGGCUUUUUCGACCUACUGGUGUGAACAGGUAUUAUUACUUAUGUUUGAAUGAUUUAGUUGCAUUUGGUGGUGGUGGAAGUUGUGCUUUAUGCUUGGAUGGAGAUUUGUUAACUGGAAGCAGUAGACCAUGUGAUACAUUUGGAAACAUGUGUUUGGCUCACACAUCAGAAUUUCAAUUGAAGAACGUUGAGUUGUGGGGUUUCAGAUAUACUUCUCCUUACCUUAAUCAGUGAGAUAUUAAAGAACAAAUUGCAAUCACAAGAUCAUUGUUUAAUGGUUGGAUGGGUUUACUUUUAAUUAGACCUUACAAAUGUCAAUAUAAAUCCUUUGUGUGGAUUGAAGUUAAACUACCAAA
This is a messenger RNA of Vigna radiata var. radiata (mung bean), 905 nucleotides long. RefSeq names its product oxidation resistance protein 1. The record is from RefSeq and is a predicted model, not a curated record. Bases 1 to 783 code for a protein of 260 amino acids. NCBI's taxonomy places the organism in Eukaryota, Viridiplantae, Streptophyta, Magnoliopsida, Fabales, Fabaceae. The transcript is spliced from 8 exons.